Messenger RNA from Solanum stenotomum, 591 nucleotides. RefSeq lists its product as uncharacterized. Bases 1 to 591 code for a protein of 196 amino acids. The transcript has 2 exons. The record is from RefSeq and is a predicted model, not a curated record. NCBI's taxonomy places the organism in Eukaryota, Viridiplantae, Streptophyta, Magnoliopsida, Solanales, Solanaceae.
AUGCAGGCCAAGACCCUGAAACAUGUUGUACAUUGGUAUAGAAAAGAUACUUUUAUGAAGGCUGAUAAUUACUUUAUCCAGCCAAUACCUAACAUCAAAAUGUGGCCUCACGCUAGUGAUAUAGUGAUUAAGCCUCCUGAACCAAAACAAAUGUCUGGCAGACCACCAAAAUGCGGAAGAAAGUCAAAGGAUGAGCCAAGAAAGAAGUAUGGAAAGUUGUCCAGGAGAGGUGUAAAAAUGACUAGCUCCAAGUGUCAUCAACAAGGCCACAAUAAUAAAGCCUGCAAAUAUGUGCCUGAAAGCUCAACCCAACCUAGACCUGGAAGGUCAAGCCAACCUGCAAGCUCAAGCCAACCUGCUAGCUCAAGGAAACCUACAGGUUAUAGCCAGCCACCAAGCUCAAGCCAACCUGUAGGUUCUAGCCAACCACCAAGCUCAAGGCAACCAACAAGCUUUUGCCAACCACCAAGCUCUAGCCAACCUGUAGGUUUUAGCCAGCCACCAACCUGGAGACCAUCACAACAUGUCUGCUCAGUCCAAAAAUCAACUUCUAUCUGUGAUGAUACUUCAAUUGUUAGAAGAGUUCAAUAA